Messenger RNA from Suillus fuscotomentosus, 1361 nucleotides. RefSeq names its product PAP2-domain-containing protein. The transcript has a single exon. Lineage: Eukaryota; Fungi; Basidiomycota; Agaricomycetes; Boletales; Suillaceae. The record is from RefSeq and is a predicted model, not a curated record. Gene Ontology annotation, biological process: sphingolipid biosynthetic process; inositol phosphoceramide metabolic process. Gene Ontology annotation, cellular component: inositol phosphoceramide synthase complex. Gene Ontology annotation, molecular function: inositol phosphoceramide synthase activity. The coding region runs from base 8 to 1237 and encodes 409 amino acids.
CUUUACCAUGAGACCAGUGUUGCGGGCCACAGUGAACGGGCUUGUAGCUGGGGUGAAUAGACUUGACAAGUCAUUUUCACCUUGGGAUACAGUGAAGAAGUUCCGUGCAUACAAAUUCACCAUCAAAGACUCGAUUUACAUCCUUCACAUACUUUCUGCUUUCUUCUGGCUCGCUCUCAUGCAAGUCCCUCCAUUCCCCUACAAAUUAGCAAUACCAAUCUUAUAUGCAAUCGCCCUACUCAUCCCAUUCACUUCUCAAUUCUUUAUACCUGCAACACCCGUAUUUUCAUGGGUUCUCAUGUUCUACUCAAACCAAUUCUUACCCGCAGACCACCGCCCCGCAGUCCACGUCGUCCUCCUCCCAACUCUCGAAUCCGUCCUCUACGGUGCAAACAUAAGCGAUAUCCUCACUCACUUCACACACCCAGUCCUCGAUAUCAUCGCUUGGCUCCCAUACGGCGUUAUCCACUACACAUUCCCCCUCGUCCUCGCUGCUCUCCUCUGGCUCUUCCGCCCACCCACUCUCCCCGUAUUCGCAAAAGCCUUUGGCUAUCAAAACUGUAUAGGCGUAUUUGCCCAAAUAGUCCUCCCUUGCGCAGCACCCUGGUACGAAAUCAUAUACGGCCUUACACCCGCAGCAUACGGCACACCCGGAUCCGCAGGCGGCUUAGGCCGCAUCGACGACCUGUUCGGUGGAGAUGGCUACAAACGCACUUUUGCUAGCUCGCCCCUCGUAUUUGGUGCAUUCCCCAGUUUGCAUGCCGCAUGGGCCACUCUCGAAGCACUAUUCAUCACCGCCUUGUGGCCCCAGUAUGCGAAAUGGGCUUGGGCUUACGCAGCCGUCCUCUAUUGGAGUACCAUGUAUCUUAGCCAUCACUAUCUCAUUGAUGUCGUGGGCGGUGCCUGUCUUGCCACCGCCUGUUUCUACUUUUUCGUCCCCGAGGAGCUGCGCAAUGGGAGUGUUAAUGUUGCUGGGGACAAGUACGAGAGAUACGAUCUCGAAUCGAGGAGGGGCGGUGUGGGCGCAGACGAGUUUGCGAGCGAUUGGACGCUCAGCGAUGAGGAAGAGACGCCUAUUGCCUACCGGUCGCCGAAUCCUGCAAAGGGGAAGGGGAGAGGACAUAGGCAUACAGCUAGUAUCGCGAGCCUCAUCAGACCUGAUGAAAGAGCCGGGGAGGAGGGUUGGAGCCCCGUCACCGGUGUUGGGUUCGUGUUCCCGCCUGAAAGUAGGAGGUAGUCGGUUAGAUGGAUGGUUUUCUUGCAUAUACCCGGGUUAUGAUUGCUAGAUUCUUGUGCGAUUCUAAAUCUGCAUUACAUAGUCCCAUCUCAAUUUCAUAAAAACUGUUUAAUUCAACAUAAAU